Messenger RNA from Clonostachys rhizophaga, 750 nucleotides. Lineage: Eukaryota; Fungi; Ascomycota; Sordariomycetes; Hypocreales; Bionectriaceae. The record is from the annotation of a GenBank genome assembly.
AUGGGCCCCAAAGUGUCUCCAGCAAAGAACCCACAGCCCGUCAAGCCGUCACCGGGCCCAGCUGUACAUGAAUUGAGCGGAUCCCCAAUCAAAACCCGUGACGCCAAUAGUUUUGCACCUGCUAGGAUUGGAAGUGAAGCAAAGCUGUCACCAGGCAAGGUUGCGGAUGAGAAGAGGACAUCCCCCGUCAAGACAAGGUUCCAAGGAUUUACCCCGGAAAUGGAGUCGAAGCCGACCUUUGGGACUUCACCCAGGAAUUCUGGCGGAUCCCCAGCUCCAGAUGUGAACAAGCCACUUCCUCAGCCCAUCAAAGACGUGGCACGAGGCGUGAUCACCCCCCCUGCAUCAACGGCAUCCUCGAAUUCCAGCACUCCUAAGAAAGAAACCACCUCACCAGUCAUGGAGAGGCCAUAUGCGGCGGAGGCUAAGAGGCCUGACGAAGAUGAUGCCCACGACGAGCGUGCCCUCAGAGAGGCUGUCAAGGCCUCGAUUACGCGACAAAUCAGCCUCUCCCGCGAGCAACGAGAUAUGCUCAAGCCUUACCACAGCCAAGGCUACAAAAGUUCGAGUCCUCCCAAGGCUAAACCCCUCACCAUUCAAGAGAUCGCUACCGGGAAGCACGAACGAGUCGCCGAAACCAAGAAGGCGACACCAGUCAUCAUCACUCCCGGCCCUGAGCCGGAGGAUGCUUCGCCCAGCUAUUUUUACCGAAACAGGAAGAGCGAGCUCGUUAUCCUUGAAGGAGCAUAA